AUGGACAAAUCGAUCUUAAAGGAUGCUAUUUUGUCUCAAGAAGUGAGUCAUCUAAUGGGCUAGGUUCCACCUUUGAUUGAGUAGGUAGGAACAACUCUCUUCCAGGAGAUAAAUUAAAGUCUUUCAAUUGAUGAGUGUUGUCAGUUUGUUUCGCUUUCUAAAAAAAUAAGGAAGGAUUAGAAGAUUUAAGAUAAAUUGAAUAAAUCCAACAAGAAAAAUCCAAGAGGAUGUAGAGGAUCAAAGAGAAAUUGA
Messenger RNA from Paramecium primaurelia, 252 nucleotides. The record is from the annotation of a GenBank genome assembly. NCBI's taxonomy places the organism in Eukaryota, Ciliophora, Oligohymenophorea, Peniculida, Parameciidae.